Molecule: messenger RNA, 1002 nt
Organism: Oncorhynchus mykiss (rainbow trout)
Lineage: Eukaryota; Metazoa; Chordata; Actinopteri; Salmoniformes; Salmonidae
Product: eukaryotic translation initiation factor 4E type 2
Biological process (GO): translational initiation
Cellular component (GO): eukaryotic translation initiation factor 4F complex; cytoplasm
Molecular function (GO): RNA 7-methylguanosine cap binding; translation initiation factor activity
Source: RefSeq, a predicted model, not a curated record
UUCCGUUAACAAGCGGAACCGCGGCUGUGUGGAACUUCAGUUGCACCGCGACCAGCUAUCUUGCGUGUUGUUUGAAGCGAGUGAACGUAACCAGCGGGUUAAUAAACGAUAAACGAUUAACGUUUAAACCCAUCAACUCUCCUUGUUGUCGUGAGGUUCGCUUCUCUGUGAAGAAGACUGCUCGACGCUGAGAUGAAUCAAUUUGAACAUCUGAAAGAUGACGACCCAGAGGAUCAGGAUGAGACGGUCUGUAACCGGGAGGAAGACUGCUCCAUCAACAACAAUCGACGCAAGACGGUGAGUCCUGCAGUAGGGGAACAUCCUCUCCAGUAUAACUAUACCUUGUGGUAUUCUCGGAGGACUCCGUCCCGGCCCGCCAACACACAGAGUUAUGAACAGAACAUCAGACAGAUCGGCACGGUCGCAUCGGUGGAGCAGUUCUGGAAAUUCUACAGUCACCUGGUGCGACCGGGAGAUCUGACUGGCCACUCUGACUUCCACCUGUUUAAAGAGGGAAUCAAACCCAUGUGGGAGGAUGAAGCUAAUAAGAACGGAGGGAAGUGGAUCAUCAGGCUGCGGAAAGGUCUGGCCAGCAGGUUCUGGGAGAACAUUAUUCUGGCCAUGUUGGGAGAACAGUUCAUGGUGGGAGAGGAGAUCUGUGGGGUGGUGGUCUCUAUUCGCUUCCAGGAAGACAUCUUGUCUAUAUGGAAUAAGACGGCCAGCGAUCAGGUGACGACAUCUAGAAUCCGAGACACUCUUCGACGCGUUCUGAACCUCCCUCCCAACACCAUCAUGGAGUACAAGACACACAACGACAGCCUCAAGGAUAAUUCCAGCUUCCGCAACACAAAGAUCACCCUGUGAAGAGAUGGAGAGACUGGACUGGAGUGGAGUGGAGGGAGAGACUGGAGUGGAGUGGAGGGAGAGACUGGAGUGGAGUGGAGGGAGAGACUGGAGUGGAGUGGAGGGAGAGACUGGAGUGGAGUGGAGGGAGAGACUGGA